This is a messenger RNA of Sphaeramia orbicularis (orbiculate cardinalfish), 1692 nucleotides long. RefSeq names its product potassium channel, subfamily K, member 7 (gene kcnk7). Gene Ontology annotation, cellular component: plasma membrane. NCBI's taxonomy places the organism in Eukaryota, Metazoa, Chordata, Actinopteri, Kurtiformes, Apogonidae. The record is from RefSeq and is a predicted model, not a curated record. Gene Ontology annotation, biological process: stabilization of membrane potential; potassium ion transmembrane transport. The transcript is spliced from 3 exons. The coding region runs from base 474 to 1487 and encodes 337 amino acids. Gene Ontology annotation, molecular function: outward rectifier potassium channel activity; potassium ion leak channel activity.
GUAGUUUUCAUCUUUUGACCCAAAUCUCAUUAACCCAAUGACCCAAUUCUCAUUCAUUUUCUGUUACCACGCAUUUGGGUCAGUCUGCUAAUCAGGUUUCUUUUUAAGAACUGUGAAAUGAACAGUCAGAUGUGGAGAAAAUGGACUGAAUAUUGUAUAUUUCAAUAUCCUGGACCGUUCAGGAUCCCAGAUGAGACAAACUGGACUGAGUGGAGGCUGAAGGUUGUGUGUUCAUUGUGUUUAAAGCUCAGACUGAGAGCUGGACGACUUUAAAAGGACGUUAUUUUCAUAAAAGAAUAAAAUUUCUGGAGGAUUUCUCUGUCGUCCUACAGAUUUUAUUCAUUUCUGAAUUUUUCCAGGUGAUGUUUGUGUCUUCUUGGACCUUUUACCAGGUCUGUAUCAGUGACUGGUUGUAAAUAUUUAAAGGCAGAGCAGCGUCAGUGUCUGGUUGCAGUGAAGUCUGUGCACUAACAAUGGCCCAGCGUUCGCCUUCAGCCGGGCUCCGCUGCCAGGCCUUCGCCUUCCCCUGCCUGGUCAUCUGCUACGUCCACUUUGUUCUCCUGGGGGGGCUGGUGUUCACGGCCGUGGAGAUGCCGGCGGAGGAGCGGCUGCGGGUGGAGGUGGAGGAUCUGCGGCGCUCCUUCCUGCAGGAGAACCCCUGCGUACGGGAGAACAGGCUGGACGAGCUGCUGGGGAAAGCUCUGAGCGCCCACCGCAACGACGUGGCCGUUCUGAAAGCUGAGGCCGAGGAGAGACACUAUGACUUCACCUCAUCGCUCUACUUUGUGAUCGUCACUCUGACCACCAUGGGUUCAGACUCUUACUCUCCUCAGUCGGACCAGGCUAAGUUCUUCUGCAUCCUCUACUGCACCCUUGGGAUCCCCCUCACCCUGUUCCUCCUCCACCUCCUCUCAGACGUCCUCCUCCCUGUCAUCACCGACGGCCCCAUCCGUCGCCUCCACACCUUCUGGGGUCUGUCCCACACCAGGGCCGCCCCGGUCCACGCCGGCCUUCUGUCACUGCUCCUCUUUGGCCUCCUCCUCCUCCUCCCCGCCCUCCUGGUCUCUGCUGUGGAGCCGGACUGGACCUUCCUAGAUGCUGUCUUCUUCUGCUUUGUCAUCCUGAGCACAGUGGGUCAGGGAGGGUACGCUCUGGGGAGAAACUGGGACCCCACCGCCAAGGAGACACUUGAACUCCUCAUCACAUGUUACCUGCUGGUGGGUUUAGUCCUGAUCCUCACCUUCAAACAGACGGUGGUGCGCCUCCCUCAGGUCCGAGCUGUGAUGCGGCUCUUCUCCGGUUCACAUUACGCAGAGCUGGAGGGCUUCCGCCUCAGUGAACUGACUCUGAGUGGAGAAAGUUUUGAGGAGGAUCUCCAGUACUCCUCGUCCAUCUGCACCAUCUCCUCUGCUCCUCUAGAGAUGAUGGAGUCCAGGUCAGAGGAUCAGGGAGAGAAACCACACCACUGUACUUCACAGCUUCAGUAACAGAUGAAUGUAACCUGUCCCUGCUCUAAUACUGAGGUCUGUGUUCCAAGAGGAGGAUGCAGGUGCACGGAGAGGUGACAUGUGCUUAUUUGCAGCCUGAUCACAAUCCAGGGUACCAGAAAGGGUGCAAAUAUAGAUAAAAAAUAAUAAUGCUUUAUCAAAAAAUCAGACAGGCCAUUUUAUUUGUCUGAUAUUUCUCUUUUAA